UGGACGGUCUAAACGCUGGUCUUGCAUCCUGAGUUUGAAAUAUCCUUGAGCGGGACUUUAAUGAGACGUGUCUGACAGCGGGCAGAGCUCUUUUUUGUCCUCUGAAAUGCGUUUCCACAUCAUCACCGCAGCUUUUCUCUGGGCUGCGUUUGUGGAGUCGCGGAAAAUCCGAGGAAUAUCUUCGUCCUAUAAAAGGUUCUACAGGGAGAGGAAGUCAUUUCUGUGCAUAGACGGGUCCAAAAUGAUUCCUUUCGAGCAGGUGAACGACGACUACUGCGACUGCGCAGAUGGGUCUGAUGAACCAGGCACCUCAGCGUGUCCUCGUGGUCGAUUCUACUGCACCAACCUGGGUUUCAGGCCCCACUACAUCCCAUCAUCUAGAGUCAAUGAUGGCAUCUGUGAUUGCUGCGACGCUUCAGAUGAAUACAACAGCCACGCUCGCUGCCAGAACUCUUGCUGGAAUCUGGGACAGAAAGAGCGGGCGUACGUGGAGGGUCAGAUGAAGACCUUGGAUGAGGGUUUGAGACUCAAGCAGCAGCUGAUUGAGGAGGGGGUGCUUCUCUGGAGGGAAAAACAGGCGCAGCUCAGAGAGCUUCAGCGGGCUGCUGAAGAUCUGCAGAUCAAAUUAGAGGAGCACAGAAAGAGGAAACAUGAAGCUGACCGACUCAAAGAACAAACAUUAAAGGCUUUGAAAGCUGAGGAUAAAGGUUUUAGGCAUCAGAAUAGCACCGUAUCGCACCUUUUCCAACUACUGGACAUCAAUAAAGAUGGCAGUAUAUCGUUGGAUGAAGUCAAGGCUAAAGUGGUGCUUGUCCAUGAUGAGACGAGGGUUCUCUCCGAGGAUGAAGCACUGACUUUGCUGGGUGGAGGGCACCAAAUGGAUCUGAGCAAGUUUCAAAACACCCUCUGGGAUGUCUUAAUACGAGGCGAUGGCUAUAAGAUCAAAGACGCCCACAGUGCCCCAGGUGGCCUCAUGAGUGAAGAUCCUCACUUAAAGGCAGCUGACAGAGCUGCAGAGUGGGAAGCUACCAACUUGAAGAAGGUGGAGGAAGCCUAUGAGACAGUCAACAUGGAAAUAAGCGAUCUACAGAAGAAGCUGGAAAUAGAUUACGGGACAGAUUGGGAGUAUUUGUUUCUGAACGGCCAGUGCUACAAGCUGAACGUGUAUGAGUACAUGUAUACCCUGUGCCCAUUCAAUAUGGUCUCACAAAAGAGCACAGCAGGAACAGAGGUCUCAUUAGGGCUGUGGGGAAUGUGGGCAGGACCAGCAAAGAACCGCUACAGUCAGAUGGUGUAUGAGAACGGAGAGCCGUGCUGGCAAGGAGGAUCUCGCACUACCUCUGUCACUCUGACAUGCGGAACCGAGACAGCCCUGCGAUCGGUGAAGGAACCCAGCAAAUGCCAGUACAUCAUGGACUUUGAGACUCCGGUGGCCUGUCAGCCGGUGCUGAAGCAGAGGGGCGUGCACAGCGAACUGUGACCUCCCCUUCCCUUUGCCGCCUUAGCCUGGAAUAACUUGGACCCCUGCCCUUGUUGGCUUGCCCACAGUGACAGGCCGGGGUCCUGAGGGUCCUCUGACAUCUGUGUUGUCAGAACGUAUAUACUUCCAUGCAAGUUUGACUGAGGUCAGAAAGUAUUUUUUGUAACGAUGUUCCAUGAACACUUUCUGUGGUUUGCAUAGACUGUUACUUUGCUACUUUAUAUCCAUUCUGUUCUUCCAUAUAGCGAUUACUGAUGCAUUUCUUAGACAGGAACGCUUGUGAAAUAGCUUGGUUUCAUUACAAAACAGAGCAAUAUUACAAUAAAUGAUUUCAUGAGGUCAGGCCACUUAGGUUACUAUUGUUGCAAAUAUAACCGCUACUUUCGAUGGGGGCUUUGUCACUCUUCUCGAUUGUAGAGUUCGCUUUAUUAUAGCCUUUACUUAAUAUCAGAAGAAGAAAUAUAUCGUCAUACAUGUAGAAAUAAAAAAGUUAUAUUUAAAAAGACCAAAAACAUUAAAAAAGUGUGAUAAAGAGCAGACAGAUUGACAAUGUCAAGAGUUCAGUUUUUCUUCCCCCCACCCCCGACUGAAAUUUGUCGAAUUUCCAGUCACUUUUAGUCAGUUUUAAAGGUUCAAUGCCAAAGUUUCUGUUGAAUUAAAUGGGAUGGCUGAAUUGUCUUCAGAGGAUCAAAUAUGUAGAUGUGAGCCUCUUACUGUUACAUAUUUACAUGUUAAACGGGCUGAAGGCUGAGAUCCAGCAGGGAAGGUCAGAAAGUAUUUAGGAACGCACAAAAUCUUCUCAGUAUGUCCAUCAGAUGGUAAAGUGUUGAAGUACGUUCUACUUACACUUGAGUGAUCACAUUUUUCUAACUGUAUAUAAUAGAAAGUGAUUAAAUUACACAUAACUGCUGUAUUAAAGUUUUAUUUCUGAA
Poeciliopsis prolifica (blackstripe livebearer) is the source of this 2412-nucleotide messenger RNA. Its product is annotated as glucosidase 2 subunit beta-like. Gene Ontology annotation, biological process: N-glycan processing; liver development. Lineage: Eukaryota; Metazoa; Chordata; Actinopteri; Cyprinodontiformes; Poeciliidae. Gene Ontology annotation, cellular component: glucosidase II complex. Bases 107 to 1480 code for a protein of 457 amino acids. The record is from RefSeq and is a predicted model, not a curated record. Gene Ontology annotation, molecular function: calcium ion binding; protein binding. The transcript has 15 exons.